This is a messenger RNA of Pygocentrus nattereri (red-bellied piranha), 1302 nucleotides long. It is a transcript of the gene tmem26b, whose product is annotated as transmembrane protein 26b. The transcript has 6 exons. The coding region runs from base 72 to 995 and encodes 307 amino acids. Lineage: Eukaryota; Metazoa; Chordata; Actinopteri; Characiformes; Serrasalmidae. The record is from RefSeq and is a predicted model, not a curated record.
CUUGUUCUUCAGCUCAGAGUAAUCUGGAGCCCGCGCAGAAGGGUCACUGCAGCUGCCUGGUCCAUUCAGCCAUGCUCAUAAAGUUUAUCUGCGCCGUGGUCACUAGAGGACUGUUCAUCUUGAUCUCGCUCAUUGGCGUGUGGAGGGUGACGAGGGUGAAAGAAAAUAACCUCUACUGGUUUCUGACCAUCCUCUAUCUGCCCCUUGUAUUCGAAAUGAUUCUAACGCUGAGGAGGAGAAAAGGGAAGGACUACAAGUGGUUCUCUCCGUCAAUUUUCCUCUUCCUUCUCAGUAUUAUUCCCACCAUUUGGAUCCUUGAGCUGCAUCAUCAGCAGAACAAAUCGAGUAGUGCCAAGUGUGGUAAACUUGAUUCUCCUGAGAGCAUCAAAAAUAUUUUUAAUAGCAUGAGGAACACGACCAAUGGAACUGAAGCUUAUAAGUUCUUUAAGGACUCAGCAAAGUUCUUGUCAUCCGUAUGCGCCAACGACUGGAUCCUGGCUUUGCACCAGAUCCUGCUCAUCCUGCUGAUCGUGGGGAAGUGGCUGAUGCCCAUUGGAGAGGGGGUCACCCGGGACCAACUUUCCCAGCUGUUGCUCAUCUUCGUGGGCACAGCUGCCGACAUCCUGGAGUUCACAAGCGAGACGCUGUCCGAUGUGAAAGAUAAUAGCCCUCAGUUGGUGUACAUUAUUCUAGCUGUGUGGACGUGGAGUAUGCUACAGUUCCCCUUUCAUCUCUCAGUGGUUAAUUCGAAAGCUGGUGAUGAGUGUGAGAGCCAACCCGACACUUUGCUCAACAGACACAGUACAGACUUUUGGGCUGUGGUGGAGACCCUCUUCAUUCAGGACGGCCCAUUCCUUUUGGUUCGCUUGACGGUCAUGAUCCAUUUUAACAUCAUCCACCAAAUGCUGGUCUUCUUUACCAUCAAGAACUUGCUGGUGGUGACGCUGAAUGUCUACCGGAUGUGGGUCAUUUUUCAUGACUACAGAUCAAUCUGAGUGUCCAAAAUGCAGCUUCAAGGCCUUUGAUCAAACUUUUUAGCUAUUAAAUGGGACCACCUUGGCUAUGUGACCUAGCAGUGGCUUUGGUUGAAGGCUUGUUGCUGUAUCACUACUGGUGGACUCAUCUGGAUGAUGUUACAUUCUUGAAUAGUUUACAGACCCUUAUUAUGCAUGACAGUGGUAAUUAAUUGGAAAGUAGAAAGAAUUGAUUGCAUAGCUGCACUGCAAAAUGAGAUGUAUUAAACUAAUUUGAUUCAAAUAUGUACAUCAUGUCCACACUAAUUAAAAGGUUUAUAUAUACAUA